Messenger RNA from Cadophora gregata, 1827 nucleotides. RefSeq lists its product as uncharacterized. The transcript is spliced from 2 exons. NCBI's taxonomy places the organism in Eukaryota, Fungi, Ascomycota, Leotiomycetes, Helotiales, Ploettnerulaceae. The coding region runs from base 831 to 1673 and encodes 280 amino acids. The record is from RefSeq and is a predicted model, not a curated record.
GAAGAAGAAAUCAAAUGACUUUGGGCUGGCUAUGUCUCGUGAGCAUGGUAAGUGCCUGAAUCUGUCAAAACUAUUCCUCAUUCUUUUCUCGGGUCCAAGCAGGUGGAGCAAACUUGCAUCUACCCUGCAGAGUGGAGUCCUCGAACGGCUGGUUCGUGCCCUUCUACUUUUCUGCCAUGACCAAAACCACGCCAGCAUUAUUCAUUCUACUCGUAGCUGCUACGCCUCCGAGAGCUGCAGACCUAUCCGAAACCAAGAUCAUUCCCCAGGUUAAGGUUAAGUUUAAGGUUUGUGUUGCGGGAGCGACCCUAGCUCCCGCGUGGAUGUGAACGACAAGGCGUUGACACACGAGCCCAGAUGAUCAGCGACUGAUAGCUUUUAUGAUCCCACUCCUGGCAGCAAAUUGGGAAUACCAAUACUGUAGUAAGAUCUCUGAAGCUUACCGUAUGUCACACAUAGCAGAAAUGGGCCCUUCAUUGAAGACUUGCCAAGCGGCAGAAAAUAAAAUGGUGGUCGCCAAGAUGCAACCAGCCAUCAGACGCAGGAAGCUAUUAGUUCCCUGUAAUUACGGCGGAUGAGCGCCCCUGCUCCCCCACGGGCAUAACGUCCCAAAUGUAGUCUGUAGACACUUGGCGAUCCAAACAUACCCACAAUGAAUAUCACAUCACCGUGCCGUGAAGCGAAGAGAGGAAGACUUGGCGACAACACAACCAUCAGUCGGGUAGUUACAAAUCCUUCAAAUAUGUUAUAGUGCCCAUCUUUCUUUCUCCGUUCAAGGUUUUUCGUAUACAUAAUUUAUCAACCAUGAAAUUCCUCGUCUUGCUCUUCACAUGUUUCCAUACCCUGCUUUCGGCAACAACCGCAAAGGCGGAACGAAUACUUCCUUCAGACUUGCAGUUCGACCUCAUCUUUCCACGCAACAACACGGUUUAUGCACCUACUCAAUGGUUCCCUCUCGUGUUCGGGAUCAACAAUCUCGACUCUGUCUGGCCUCUGGACUUCAACUUCAAAGUGACCAUCAAGUCUACAGAUUGGUACAAGGAGAACUCAAAUCAAAUCUAGCCUAUUGGAGGGACGAAAGCUUUAGCUUCAGUGAUCUCGCGUCAGUCAACAAUGGCCAAAAUCCAGGACAGCACUUCUUCUAUACCCCAAUGGUCAACAUGACAAACGGAACUACGGACACAUAUGUCAUUCAGUGGUAUGUACGCAUUUUCCACCGCUGCUUCGCCAAUGAAUCCGAAACCGAGGAAUUUUAUAAUCCACGAACUGGCUACGGGAAAAAAGGCUGGCAAAACGCACCCGAUUUCGAAUUACAAUACAUCGAGUUCGGCACAGCUCCUGGCGGCCAGCGUCCUGACAUCGAAGCUACCCUCAACUCUUGCCCGGCACUUAGCGCGGAGGAUUCAGCAGCGAUCCGUCUUACCGACAUGGAGACACACUACAAGGAUGGGAGGCAGUGUCCUACUCUAGAGGAUAUCACGCCAGUACCCUGUAUCUUCCAGUCGUCCGCAAAGGAGCUCGCGACGAACGUCUCUGAUAUGAUUCUGGUGAAGAUGCGGUGUAAUGUAAUGAGGGGGACUGGCAAACGAUCACUAGGCCAUGCAUGGACAAGCUCAAGAAGAAGAAGAAUGCGGGAUCAGUGCAGGGUGCGAGCGCUGUCGUGGGCUGGAUGACAUUACUUGUUGUGUAUACCGUGUUCAUGAAUUCUUAAGCUGGAGCUUACUCAAUACCUGUGCUCUGUGUUCAAGGACACGUAUAUCCUACCACAAUUGAAAUACAGAACCGAAGAACACGAGGUUUAGUCCAAGAAUGCGUAUUCGCUCCAAG